Brassica napus (rape) is the source of this 714-nucleotide messenger RNA. RefSeq lists its product as uncharacterized. NCBI's taxonomy places the organism in Eukaryota, Viridiplantae, Streptophyta, Magnoliopsida, Brassicales, Brassicaceae. The coding region runs from base 1 to 714 and encodes 237 amino acids. The record is from RefSeq and is a predicted model, not a curated record. The transcript has 2 exons.
AUGAUGAAGACUGAAUUAUACACAGCAGGUGUGACCCAGACUGAAACGACUGAUCUUGCAAGCCUUGGCUUCACCCUUGGGUCACUCCCUGUCCGCUAUCUUGGCCUCCCUCUAAUGCACCGUAAACUUCGCCUCUCUGAUUAUAGGCCACUCAUUGAUAAGCUGACUGGUUGUUUCACAAACUGGGCAAACAGAACACUAUCCUAUGCAGGGAGGAAGCAGUUGAUCUCAUCAGUCAUAUAUGGAACAGUCAACUUUUGGACUUCAGCUUUUAUACUCCCUAAAGGAUGUCUUAAGCGUAUACAAAGUCUUUGUUCAAGCACCUCAUUAUGGGCUGCUUGGAUAAAAUCUAAUAGGAUCAAGGAGGAAAGUCUUUGGAGCUGUGACGUAGAGAAAGCGGAAUUAUGGACUUGGCGUUCACUUCUUCACUUGCGGCCACUGGCUUCUCGGUUCUUGCGGGCUAAGUUGGGUGAUGGGAAAAGAAUCAGUUUCUGGUGGGAUAUAUGGACUCCUCUGGGCAGGUUAAUUGAGAUCUUUGGUGAUGAAGGACUGAGAGAGUUAUCUAUCCCUUCUUAUGCUUCUGUUUCAGACGCCUGCAACUCCAAUGGUUGGCGACUGAGAGGAGCUAGAUCACCUUCAGCUGAAGCACUUCAAAUCUACUUAACGACAAUACCGUUGCCCAAUUCUAAUACCACACCGGACACUUUCUAUUGA